Messenger RNA from Exophiala xenobiotica, 604 nucleotides. RefSeq lists its product as uncharacterized. The record is from RefSeq and is a predicted model, not a curated record. NCBI's taxonomy places the organism in Eukaryota, Fungi, Ascomycota, Eurotiomycetes, Chaetothyriales, Herpotrichiellaceae. The transcript is spliced from 2 exons. Bases 151 to 447 code for a protein of 98 amino acids.
CGUUUCGCUGGUUGCCGACGUCCCUUCGAAUCUGAAAGAGCUAAAAGGCCUAACCUUCCCUGUGCCUACUGCAGAGAUAUCAGACCCUGCAGGAUCUUCUUGUACACCAUCAAGGACCAGUCCAGCCAUCUUCCUGCUCGCACGAUCAACAUGACGAACGCGACCGCCAAAGUCUCCGGCAAUGUCAUUGCCUCGACCGAUAAGUACGAGACAGUCGAGGGCAACAUUUACUUCCCGUCGGAUUCCAUCAACAAGUCCUUCUUCAGCCCUUCAAACACCCGUACAUCUUGUCCGUGGAAGGGAAUAGCGAGUUACUACGAUAUUACGGUUGAUGGCAACACUUUGAAAGAUGCUGCGUGGUACUACCCGACCCCGAAAGAGAAGGCUACCAACAUCAAAGAUCAUGUGGCCUUUUACAAGACUAAAGUCGAUGUCUCAACUGCAUGAUUCACCGCUAGGCAAAAGCCCUUUGUAAACCAGGUCGUCUUCUGAGAAGAUAUAAGCGGCUUCUGAGGUGGCAUUUCCCAGACUCCCUAGCUAGUCCUGAGCAAGAGCGCUCAACAAUACGUUGCAUGAUUCAUUGCUCUCAAAAUCUCAUGCAGCU